AUGUCGUCGCAACAAGAACAAACACAAGAAUCACUCGCCAUGCAGGCGCGCCAACAGCGACAGAUAGAGACAAUAGUUGCCGCGCAGGCACAACAACAAUUCCAAGCGAGGCAGCAGCGUCAACAGCAAGCAGCAAAUCAAAUGGGACAACAAAUGGGACAGCAAAUGGGACAGCAGAUGGGUACUGCCCACGACGAUAUUCCUGUCAAGGAGCCCAAUGAUUUGGUCAUUCUCAAUGGAUACGCUCUCUCACAGCCCGAUUUCGCUUCAUUGGUGACUGCCUGCCAAGAGGGCGACUUACCCACUGUCGAAUCCAUCGUCACUUCUCAGCCUCGCACGCCUGCCUUCCUUCACCAGGGCCUAGUGAAGGCCUUGGAGAAGGGCCAUGUCGACGUUGCGCGGUGUCUGCUGGAAUCUGGAGCACCCAUUGCACGCACAACGCCAUUGUGCAUCCUCAAAGCCCCACAGGCUCAACAGAUUCCUUGUUUCGAGGUGCUCACUGAGCAUGGCUGGACUGUCAAUACUCCGGGUUUCUACGGGGCUGUUUUGCUUCCAACCAUUAUCAGGACCAAGAAUGAACCCCUGCUCGAUUGGUUUCUUGCGCAAGGCGCAGACCCGAACCUAGGGUCCCAGCACGAUAACCGCGACCGCCUUGGUGGACCCGACACAGAUUCGUGCGAGGCACUCGAACUGGCCGCAGCACAGGGCAGUGUCGAGUUGGUGCAGAAGCUGCUAAACGCCGGCGCCAAGAUCGAGAACGGAGCGCCGUUGUACCACGCUGCAGGUGUCUGCCCCACGGGGGCGAAUCCUUACGCUGGACUUGUCACGCCAGACGUGGAGUUCGACAGGGCUCGAAUUCCUGUCAUGGCGCUCCUUGUGGAGAACGGAGCAGGCGUCAAUGAUAAAUUCAAGACGCGCCAUAUGACUCCCCUGUAUCCUAUUGUGAACGCGGUUAUGGCGGGCGCUGUUGAGCGAGUACAGUGGUUACUGAGCCAGGGCGCGGAUCCUGAUUUGAGGGGGCCGUACGGCAGUGCUAGAGAUUACGCCAGCAAGGUUUCCAGCGAUGAGAUGAAACGCGCGCUUGAGUUGCUGUGA
Messenger RNA from Fusarium sp. VM40, 1095 nucleotides. NCBI's taxonomy places the organism in Eukaryota, Fungi, Ascomycota, Sordariomycetes, Hypocreales, Nectriaceae. The record is from the annotation of a GenBank genome assembly.